Molecule: messenger RNA, 1963 nt
Organism: Cucumis sativus (cucumber)
Lineage: Eukaryota; Viridiplantae; Streptophyta; Magnoliopsida; Cucurbitales; Cucurbitaceae
Exons: 10
Coding region: 44-1648 (534 amino acids)
Cellular component (GO): cytoplasm
Molecular function (GO): phosphatase activity
Source: RefSeq, a predicted model, not a curated record
GUAGCGCGAAAUAACCACCGCCGAGAAUAGAAAGAAUUUCCCAAUGUUCUCCCUCAGUCUUACCCCUGCAGCUCACCACUUGCAUCUCCUCAGCUCCGGUUACUUCCCGGCUAGAAUUCUGAUCAGUUCCUUCACCGUCCGAUCUUCUUCAAGUCUUCAGGAGGUCGAGAAGUCUUCGGAAUCAUCACCAGACGGGAAAGACCUUAGUUCCGAGCUUUACGCUUCGGUUCCGUUGCCUCCUAUUAAGAGUGCAAAGAGAGUGGUUCUGGUCAGGCAUGGACAGAGCACGUGGAAUGCGGAAGGUAGAAUUCAAGGAAGCUCCAAUUUCUCUGUUCUCACUAAGAAAGGGGAGGCUCAGGCGGAGACCUCUCGCCAAAUGCUCAUCGAUGAUGCGUUUGAUGUCUGCUUUAGCAGCCCCUUAGUGCGAUCAAAGAGAACUGCGGAAAUUAUAUGGGGUGAUCGUGAGGAGGUGAUACUUACGGAUUCUGAACUAAGGGAAAUAGAUUUAUAUUCAUUUCAAGGUCUACUCAAGCACGAAGGGAAGGAAAAAUUUGGUGCUGCUUAUCGUCAAUGGCAGGUAGAUGCUGCAAAUUUUCAGAUUGAUGGCCACUAUCCAGUGAGGGAGUUGUGGGCUCGUGCUCGAAAUUGCUGGGAUAGAAUUCUAGCCCAUGAGAGCAGGUCUGUUCUAGUGGUUGCUCACAAUGCUGUCAAUCAGGCUCUUGUUGCCACAGCUAUUGGAUUAGGAUCUGAGUACUUCAGGGUUUUACUUCAGAGCAACUGUGGUGUUAGUGUUCUUGAUUUCACUCCCCAUGCUGAGGGUGGAUCUCCAAUUAUUUGUUUAAACCGUUUAAAUCAGACCCCGAACUCACCUGUUGCUUCUGGUAGUUCUGGAGGCAGGAAAGCAACAAAAAGGAUCAUACUUGUUUGCCAUGGAGUUUCCGAGGAUAAUAAGGUUUGGUACUUAAUUGAUGGUUCUGUGGAACUUUUCAUGAAUUCAUUGUGCCUGCCAAGUGCCAGUUCUUCCUUCUUGGAGGACAAGCCAAUGAACAUUCUUGGGGUUAUACAGUCCCAGAAAGUUGCAGAGCUCCUUCUUGAUCUAAAAGUGAGCGCUGUAAUAAGCAGUCCCAAGAAAGCUUGUGUAGAGACGGCUGUAGCAAUUUCCAGGGUACAAGAAGCUGCAGAUUGCUUGGGUGCUGAUUGUGUGCCUCGCUAUGUGGAGAUGAAGCAGACGAAUAAACUUGAUGUAGAGAAUAUUCCCGAUCAUUUCAACCAGGAUGUAGGUGACGUUAAUGUCUUUGAACCUGGUUGGUUAAACAAAUUGAACGAUGGGGUGAUUACAGAAGUGUGGAAUCAGAGUGGCGAAGCCUGGAAGUCUCUAUUGAAUGAGAUGGCUGAUGAAAAGGAUCCGGAAAAGAUUGUUGUUGUGGUUGGUCAUCCUGCCAUUCUUUUAGGAUUGGUGGGGCAGUGCCUGAAUCUCACAAAAGACUGGAUUGGAUCAUUUCACCUGGAUGCUGGAAGUAUUAGUGUGCUUGACUUCCCUGAUGGACCUAGUCGCAAAGGUGUGGUUCGAUGCAUAAAUUACACUGCUCAUAUGGGAAGAUGGUCAAUUCCCAUUACUAGACCUACCGUGGAUGAUGAAGAGUUUUAACGGUGAUGGACAGAAAACGCUAAAAGGAACUCAAAACUUCUACAGAAUUCGCCGGAAAUGUCGAUGCCUCAAAUUGCCACAUGCAAGAAAACCUAGGGUUUGUUUGAGAGAGAAUCUCGAGGCUACCGCAAAGAGGGGUUGAAGAAAAAGAGAGUGAGCAGUGUCAUUAUGUUAGUUGUUUUGUAAGUUUGUCAGUUAAAUAGUAUAUUCUGAUACUUUUAUUUAAAUAGUAUUUAUGUUGUACGUUUUAGAUCAGUAAUUAUAAUAAUAUUUCUAGAAAAGAAAAUUUUAAAUUAAAAAAAUGUUUAGAGUUUA